AUGGACCGACGCAUCGGAAUACUGAUGAGACAACAUAAAUAUGCAGAAGCGACGGAAGUGGGCCGACAAUUGUUGGAAAAGAGCAGGUCCGCGUUAGGACCGGAGCAUCCCGACACUUUAUCAACAAUGUACUAUUUUGGGGCGGUACUCCACGCUGAUGGCAAAUUGGAGGAAGCCGAACAAAACUCCCGGCAGUUGUUUCCGCUGAGGGAAAAAGUGCUGGGGCCGGACCACCGUGACACGAUCGCGGCCCUUGAUGCGAUCUGUGAGAGUCUUUGCAACCUGCGCAAGUACGAGGAAUCCAUGAAGAUACUCGAUGAGGAGUUGCGGCGGUGUGAGAGGGCGUUUGGCCCAGAGCAUGAGCUCACGAUUAAAACGCUCAGGAACAUGGGCCACGUGUACAGGAUGCAAGGCGAUCCUCACCUCGCCUCUUCAGUGUUACUUAGGGCGUUGGAACUAAGCGAGAGACUAUUCGGCCCAGAGCACUCGACCACCUCGGGCAUCCGGGGCGAUCUGAGCGAGGUUCGAGGGCUGCCAGACUCCCUAGCACUAAGACAAGCACUUGCCGCCAAACAUGGCUUGCCUAUACCAGGAGAUCCACUCGCUGGCAUCAAAACGAUGAGCGUAUCACAACUGCUUGGCAGGUAUCAGAGCGUGAAUGGCUUGGUGAGCGGUGGUCCCGAAGUGACCAAUGCAACGGCCUUGAGACUCUCUGAGGCCAUUGAGUGUCCCCCACAACCUGCUGUGACUAUACCUUCUUAUUAUGACAAUGAGGUUGAGAAGAGUGAGGACGAAAGCACUGGCGGGCCUGAAUCUCCAAAUCAUACUAGAGAAACAGCAAUGUAA
Molecule: messenger RNA, 846 nt
Organism: Rhinocladiella mackenziei CBS 650.93
Lineage: Eukaryota; Fungi; Ascomycota; Eurotiomycetes; Chaetothyriales; Herpotrichiellaceae
Exons: 1
Coding region: 1-846 (281 amino acids)
Molecular function (GO): protein binding
Source: RefSeq, a predicted model, not a curated record